Messenger RNA from Loxodonta africana (African savanna elephant), 8348 nucleotides. It is a transcript of the gene SLC14A1, whose product is annotated as solute carrier family 14 member 1 (Kidd blood group). The transcript has 9 exons. Gene Ontology annotation, cellular component: membrane. Gene Ontology annotation, biological process: urea transmembrane transport. The coding region runs from base 4645 to 5799 and encodes 384 amino acids. Gene Ontology annotation, molecular function: urea transmembrane transporter activity. The record is from RefSeq and is a predicted model, not a curated record. Lineage: Eukaryota; Metazoa; Chordata; Mammalia; Proboscidea; Elephantidae.
UUGUUCAGUGAGGAACAUAAACACAAGUUCAGAAGAACACACUGCGGACGGGAGUCAGCUGGGAAAUCCAAAUAGAGAAGGAAAAAAGCUGAGUCUGAAAGUUUGGGCGAAGUGUGGGUAAGGAGAGAGAGAUCUUUCUAGAGGCAGAAACUCCAUGGAGAAAGUUCAAAAGAAAGGAAAGCCCUGUAUGUGUUCAAUGGUGAUUUAUAGUCAGAUGGAGGGAUGGAAGGUAAGUCAUUGGGAACAGGGAGAGGAGGAGGGGCAGACAAAGAGGGAGAGGUGGGGGGAGCAGGAGAAGGGCUGGGAAAGAUACAGAGAAAAGACCAGUUGCCAUUGAGUUGGCUCCAACUCAUGGCAACUCCUUGUGUCAGAGUAAAACUGUGCUCCACAGGGUUUUCGAUUUUUUGGAAGUAGAUCACCAAGCCUUUCUUUCCAGGUGCCCCUGGGAAGACUCAAACCUCCCCCUUUUUGGUUACUGGUUGAGCACAUUAACAAUUUGCACCACCCAGCAAUUUGAAAGACACAGGAGUGACAUGGAGAGGAAAACAAAAUUAAAGCAUGAACCCUCAGCAGAUGAUACUCCAUAAAUGAUACUGAGAAAAGUCAUUGAAUCGUGCAGUUAGGGCUGUUUAGAAACACCUAAUGCUGAAGAUCAUUCAAAAGCGGCUGCAGCGGUGUAUCCACAGGGAACUGCCAGAAAUUCAAGCCGGAUUCAGAAGAGGAUGCAGAACCAGGGAUAUCAUGGCUGAGGUCAGAUGGAUCCUGGCUGAAAGCAGAGAAUACUAGAAGGAUGUUUACCUGUGUUUUAUUGACUAUGCAAAGGUAUUCGACUGUGUGGAUCAUAACAAAUUAUGGAUAACAUUGCAGAGAAUGGGAAUUCCAGAACACUUAAUUGUGCUCAUGAGGAACCUGUACAUAAAUCGAGGCAGUCGUUCAGACAGAAAAGGGGAUACUAUAUGGUUUAAAGUCAGGAAAGGUGUGUGUCAGGGUUGUAUCCUUUCGCCAUGCCUAUUCAAUCUGUAUGCUGAGCAAAUAAUCCGAGAAGCUGGACUAUACGAAGAACAGGGCAUCAGGAUUGGAGGUAGGCUCAUUAACAACCUGCGUUAUGCAGAUGACACAACCUUGCUUGCUGAAAGUAAACAGGACUUGAAGCACUUACUAAUGAAGAUCAAAGACCACAGCCUUCAGUACGGAUUACAUUUCAACAUGAAGCAACCAAAAAUUCUGACGACUGGACCAAUAAAAAACAUCAUGAUAAAUAGAGAAAAGGUUGAAAUUGUUGAGGACUUCAUUUUACUUGGAUCCACAAUCAACGCCCAUGGAAGCAGCAGCCAAGAAAUCAAAAGACGCAUCGCAUUGGGCAAAUCUGUUGCAAAAGACCUUUUUAAAGUGUUGAAGAGUAAAGAUGUUACCUUGAAGACUAAGGAGUGCCUGACCCAAGCCAUCGUGUUUUCAAUCGCCUCAUAUGCAUGAAAAAGGUAGACUACGAAUAAGGAAGACCGAAGAAAAACCGAAAGCUUUGAGUUAUGGUGUUGGCAAAGAAUAUUAAAUAUACCACGGACAGAUUUGAAUGAACAAAUCUGUCUUGGAAGAAGUACAACCAGAAUGCUCCUUAGAGGCAAGGAUGGCGAGACUAUGUCUCACAUACUUUGGACAUGUUGUCAGGAGGGAUCAGUCCCUGGAGAAGAACAUCAUGCUUGGUAAAGUAGAGGUUUCAGCAACAAAGAGGAAGACACUCUAUGAGAUGGACUGACACAGCGGCUGCAACAAUGGGCUCAAGCAUAACAAUGUAAGGAUAGCGCAGGAUCAGGCAGUGUUUCAUUCUGUUAUACGUAGGGUCGCUAUGAGUUGGCACCUAACAACAACAACAAUAACACGUGUGAACUCUCAUUAUUGGAUGCCAGUUGUCUCUCUGAUCUCCAGCUCCGGGGCUCUCUCCAAGCCACAGCAACUGGGAGGCAGAGACCUGACCCAGGCAGUGACUACUAGGAGCCCCUGGUUUCACGGAAUCUUGUAGUGUGAGAACUUGACAAGGUCUGCGUCAGCCACGUACCCAGCUCAGGGCUCUUAAAAAUAAUUGUUUCAUGCUCAUAAAGGCACCUUUUCAGAUGCAGAAGCCAGGAAGAAGAAUUUCCUCUAUUUCUAGCUGAAUACUUAUUGCCAUCAAGUCAAUUCCAACUCGUAGCGACCCGCUAGGACAGAGUAGAACCACCCCAUAGGGUUUCCACGGCUGUAAUCUUUAUGCAAGCAAGACCCACAUCUUUCCCCCUCGGAGCCACUGGUGAGUUCAAACCACUGACCUUUCAAGUGCUUAACUGUUGUGCCACCAGAGCUCCCUUCUUGCUGGAUAGAGGGACCCAAAUGGGGAUUGUCAGGGACAAACCAACCCUGAUUGAGUGGGGCAGACAUCAAAUUGUUGGCAUUUUUUCCACACGUCAGGCAGGCAUGGUGCUUUACGUACAUCAUCGCCACACCUCAUCCCAAUGCUAUAAAGGAAGUAACCUUACCCCAUUUUGACAGAGAGGCAUCUGAGGUUCAGAGAGGGCAACAUAUCUAAGGUCACACAGCUAGUAAAGGACAAAGCUGGGGUGUCAGGAUUCAAACUCAGGCCCGACACCAAAACCCACAGGCUUUGUACUCUUGGGCACGCCAUAAUGCAAGGUUGUAUUUUGCGAGGGACCAGCACUUAAGGUGUGGCCUUACAGGGACAAAGAGAGAGGCCACGGAGGGAAGGUGAGGAGGAGGUGUUCUACCAAGAAGGCCUGAGACUCAGCCCCUGACCAGGACCAGUGAGGCAGACGGCUGCACAUGGGUGCCAUGUGGAGGCGGAGCAGGAUUGGGUCAAUAAACGCACAUUGACAGUUAAUUGGUUAAUUAGAGCAAACAAUGGGCGGAAGUUGGAAAUAUUGGAGGGCACUAGAGUGGUCAAGGAAACCCUGGUGGUGUAGUGUUUAAGAGCUAAGGCUGCUAACCAAAAGGCCAGCAGUUCAAAUCCACCAGGCGCUUCUUGGAAACCCUGUGGGGCAAUUCUACUCUGUCCUAUAGGGUCGCUAUGAGUUGGCACCAACUUGAUUAAAAAAAAAAAAAAAAUAGCAAUGAGUUUUUUCUAGAGUGGUCAAAAGUACAAACUUUGAUGUUUAACUUUGGGCGAGUUAUUUAAACUCUCUGAGCCUCAGUUUCAUCAUCUUCAAAAUAGGCAUGGUGUUUACCUCAGAGGAUUUCUGUGAGGCUGAAAUGAAUAAUGUGUGUAAAGUGCUUAGCCCAGUGCCUGCACACAGAGUGACUGCUCAACCAUUUGUAGCAAUUAUACUCAUUACCUUACUAUCUGUCAUGUUACUGUGAAGAAUUGUAGUCCUUUUGCAUUAGCAGCUCAUGGAGACACUAAUGUGGUUCACUUUAUUCCCAGACCAGGCUGUCAGACGGGUGUGACUCAGUUUUCUUCUUCAAAGUAACCCUAAGAGUUUAUUUUCUCUUAUUUUACCAAGAAAAAAAACUUUGCCCAAACCCCAAAACUCUAACCAUGAGCCUGGGGCCUUUGGUUUCUCUCCCAGGACCCGGAGGCACAUCCGUACAUCACAGGGGGCCACCUGGAGGACCGGCUUCCCGGAGCUCAGAGCUGGUCCCUCCCUAGAGGACCAGGAUGCCUGUGGUCUGGCGAGUGUCCAGGGGGUGGAGCCAGAGAGGACCCGGGCCGCCUUGUGAAGACAGACCAGGACUAUCAGAGCGUCCAGGCAGCGGCCGGACAAGGCUUUACUUGGGGAUUUUUCUUUAAUUCUGUGCUCAUAGACGUGUACUGAGUUAGUUAUAUUCUUGCCAUAAGAGAAGAAGCCACAAAGGUGAAAUUUAAGCAGACAGGGGAAGGAAGGGAUUUUUUUACCUCAGCUAUAAAUUCCCCUGCUGUAGGAAUGCCUCCUGACUUUUAAAAGGCAGCAGAGUUGUGUUCUGAGAUUCUCACCUGCAAAGAGAGACGUUCCAAGGGAACAUUUGUAUGUUUGCUUUCUCCUCAUUGGGGAAAAGGGCAGGCUGGCUUACAGAAAGCAAGUUGUGUACAUCUCCCCCUCCCCACCUUCCCUCCACGCCCCUGGGGAUCUGACUGGAUUCUGACACCUGUGAAGAAGCUGUUAUCAAGCUAGGAGAAAAUUCCAGCCCAGGAGCAAGGCCUUCUCUCCAGGAUCCACUCUGCUGCAAACUGCCCCGAGUUUUACAGUUUAAGUGAGGUUAUGUUCACCCUUUCCAGCUGUAAAUCUUUCCAAAAAUAGUUGACGGUGAGGGUAGGAGCUAAAGGAAACAGCGGGGAGAAGAAAAGAUGGACUCAAGUAGGACUAUCGCUGGGCAAAGACCCCAGGACGCCGUGGACAUGAUGGAGAAGGGGUUGGCACCGUGUCAAGAAGAGAGAGAGACAUCAGGUACAGGAACCUAGGGACCAGUUCACCGGCAUUGCUUUGGCUCUGGUGCCCAAAGUGGGAGGGGAAAGCCAUCCAUGGAUAUGCAGAGUGGGGUUCCAGUAUAAAACGGUUGGUGCCUCCCACCCAGCACUAUCUCCUCCUGAACACUCUUCCUUUUCAUAGCGCCCAGCAAGGCUUUAUCAGCCCUGCCUUCUGACACCGGGAAGCCAGGUGGAGCGAGCCAGAGGAAGAGAAAGCCAUGGAAGACGGCUCCACUAUUGUUAAACUGGACCGGGGUGAAAACCAGGUUUCCCCACGUGGAGGGAGAAGAUACUUUCCCAAGGCACUUGGCUACAUCACUGGCAAUAUGAAAGAAUUUGCUGACUGGCUAAAAGACAAGCCUGUGGUGCUUCAGUUCAUUGACUGGAUUCUUCGGGGUAUGUCCCAAGUGGUGUUUGUCAGCAACCCCAUCAGUGGAAUCCUGAUUCUGGUGGGACUUCUUGUCCAGAACCCCUGGUGGGCUCUCAAUGGCUGUGUGGGAACCGUGAUCUCCACUCUGACGGCCCUGCUGCUCAGUCAAGACAGAUCAGCAAUAGCCGCGGGGCUCCAGGGAUACAAUGCCACCCUGGUGGGAAUACUCAUGGCUGUCUUUUCAGACAAAGGAAACUAUUUCUGGUGGCUAUUAUUCCCCGUAUGUGCUAUGUCCAUGACUUGCCCAAUCUUCUCAAGUGCAUUGAGCUCUGUGUUCUGCAGAUGGGACCUCCCCGUCUUCACCCUGCCUUUCAACAUGGCAAUAUCAAUGUACCUGGCAGCCACAGGACAUUACAAUCCUUUCUUUCCAAGCAAAUUGAUCACACCUGUAACUUCAGUUCCCAAUGUCACCUGGCCUGACCUUAGUGCCCUGAAGUUAUUAAAAUCUGUGCCCGUGGGUGUGGGUCAGAUAUAUGGCUGUGACAACCCAUGGACAGGGAGCAUUUUCCUGUGUGCCAUUCUGCUCUCCUCUCCGCUCAUGUGUCUGCACGCUGCAAUCGGAUCGCUGCUGGGGAUAGCAGCAGGGCUCAGCCUUUCGGCUCCAUUUGAGAACAUCUACUUUGGACUCUGGGGUUUCAACAGCUCUCUGGCCUGCAUUGCAAUAGGAGGAAUGUUCAUGGCGCUCACUUGGCAAACCCACCUCCUGGCUCUUGCCUGUGCCCUGUUCACUGCCUACCUUGGAAUCAGCAUGUCACAAGUGAUGGCUGUGGUUGGACUGCCAACUUGUACCUGGCCCUUUUGUUUGGCCACACCACUGUUCCUGUUGGUGACCACAAAAAACCCCAACAUCUACAGGAUGCCCCUCAGCAAAGUCAGUUAUCCUGAAGAAAACCGCAUCUUCUACCUGCAAGCCAAGAGAAAGAUGGUUGAAAGCCCUUUAUGAGAGCCACACCCAUCCGGAGCCAUGAUCACGAGUCAUUUCUGACUGGCUGCCUCAGUUGACUUCUUGCUUCCUCUAAUAACAAUUUCAUAGUAACCCGUUGGCCAUCUGUUCUUGUGCUCAUUUUUCUUUUAGACCCCAGGGGACACCCCCAAGCAUAUAAGAGACACCUGUACUGAUGUGCUCUGGCUAUGGAAUUUUAAACCCCAGGGGGUGAUUGGAGCUAAGACUGUAAUCUAUUUAUAAAGUCAAAAGGCACCAACAGAGAACAAGUGAGACUGGAGCUAAUUUUUGAUAUUUAUUGAUAGUCUUGGUGUUUGAUCGGCUGGAUGAUGUUAACAGUAUUAAAAAUUAAGCUCUAUAAACCAGCUAAGCCUUAAAUGAAUGGAAUUUAGGGGCACAAAAUCAAAGUCAACAGAGAACUUUCAAAUUAGAAGUUUGUUUGUUUGUUUUUUUGUUUCAAUCAAUACAAGUUACACAUUACACCUGUGGUCAACAUCUCAAGAGCAUGGGCGAUGCCUGUUCCUCAGUUCUUCCACAGCCUCAACACUGUCCACUGUGUGUGGGACAUUCUCUGACUCAGGAGAUAGUUGGGUUUUUUCAGGUGGACAGAGCUGCAGAAGGGGGAAAGAGAUUUUGUCAGUCAAAACUGUUCUGUAAUUGCCAUUUUUCAGGAUAUUGCCAAGAAUUUUUAAAUGAAGCUUUUUUUCUUUUUCUUUUCCUUUUCUUCUUUCUUUUCCUCUUCCUUUUUCUUAUGAGAAUGGAGUUGUUUUUGAUAAAAUAAGAGAAGUUCCUGACUUACCAGCUUUUAGAUAUUAAAGAAAGUUUGCGUAUUUCAAAAAUACUCAGCAUGGCAACAAAGGCAUAAAACUGAGUCAUCAAAAUCCAUUGGCCUUUUUUAUUUUUUAUGUUUCUUUUUUAAAAUUUUUUAUUGUGGUAAAAUAUAUGUAACAAAGCAUUUGCCAUUUCAACCAUUUUAACAUGUAUAAUUCAAUAACAUUAACUACAGUCACUGUGUUGUAGCCACUGGUCCUUUUUCAGUUCAUUUGUGAAUGUCUUAUAAGUUAUAAAGUCUGAAGGUUAAGAUUAUAUUGCUUAUGGGUGUUUAUUCCUUAAAAGAAAAAAAAUCAUUAUUUUCUACACAAUAUUCUCUCUCAGAAACCAAUGAUAUUUGAAUCACCAAUAAAGGAUAAAAAAAAAUUUUUUUGAAUUCUCCAGACCUUUUUAUUAUUAUUAUUAUUAUUAUUUUAAAAUUAUCAACUGUACAAGGAGCCCUGGUGGCACAGUGGUUAAACACUCAGCUGCUAACCAAAAGGUUGGUGGUUCGAACCCUACAGCCAAUCCACAUUAGAAAGAUGCGACAGUCUGCUUCCAAAAAGAUUACAGCCUUGGAAACCCUAUGUUGUACUCUGGCCUUAUAGGGUCACUAUGGUUUGGAAUUGACUCAACGGCAACGGGGUUUUUACAGGUUUUACCAACUCUACCAGAAUUUUAUUACCAAACAUACUGAAGAUGGUGGUGGAAUGUUAUACUUAUUACCUUCAAUAAUUUGGAGGAUUGGAGACCUGAAACAUUGGGCUCUUGAAGGUUUUUUCCUCUUUGGUUUGCAGCACUCGGUGCCAGGUACACAGUUUGCUGGGCAAAUAAACAGAAGCCGAGAAGUACACCUAUAAAUAUUUUAGGGAGAGGUUCACGUCUUCUAUUUCUCAGGAAAAACAAACAUUGUUCCAAUUUAUAAGCCCUGUGACCAAAGCCUUUUUGCAACUUAUGGAUAUUCCUGUGGAAAAUGUAGACUUGCAGUGUUUGAACUGAAGUCUCCCCAUUGGGAAACUGAUGAAAUGAGAGUUGGAGGAAAUAAAAAAGCAAGUACAACCAAAGACAACCAGGAGUGAGGAAUCUGUGCUGUGGUGGUGUGAAGCAGAGUGUCCCACAGUCCGUCCUCAGAAAGAAAUUCUAGCACCUUCUCAGGGUGUGCUCACACAAAUGUAUAAAUGGGAACAUUAUAAAUCUUUGUACAUGUGCAAUUUAAAUGGUAUUAGUUUUCUCAAGCUAUUUUUUUACUAAGCAUUAUCCUAACAUUAAGUAUUGUAUCAGUUUUCUUAGAGAGCACUUGUAUUUUUCCUGCGGUCUAUAUAACAUCUAUGUAAGUAUACCAAUAAAUUAUACUCACAGCACAGUUUCCUGUAAAUUUUGUUUAAAAGUCACAUGUGCCUGCUUCAGUUAGCGUGAUCGUUGGCAAUCACAUGCAUAAGUAUGUGCUGCUUAUGCCUUUUUAACAAUUGGUAAUGGCACCAGAUGUACCCUUGAGCAAAAACCAGUUGCCAUCAAGUUGAUUUCAAUUCAUGGUGACCCCAUGUGUAUCAGAGUAGAAUUGGCUCAGUAGGGUUUUCAAUAGCUGAUAUUUUUCAGAAGGAGAUUGCCAGGCCUUUCUUCUGAGGAGACUCUGGGUGAAAUCCAACCUCUAGCCUUUUGGUUAGCAGGCAAGCGUGUUAACCAUUUGCACCACUCAGAGAUGCAUCCUUGAGCAAACCUUGUUCAAUUUUAGAUUUAUG